GGACUCCUGAUCCCCAGUGAUCCUGUCACCAUGCCAACUGCUGCCACCCGCACGGCAACCAGGGGUCCUUGGAGAAGCUGAAGUGUGUUUACAUCCCUGGUAGUAAAGAGGACCCAACAGGAGGCAGACAUGGUGGUCCGGUGGAGUCUCCUGCUGGUUUUCAUGUUUCUGGUGAACACUGGACUAGUUACUGGAUGUGUUUGUCCAGCUGCCACCAUUUUGUCCCAGUUUCCCUCCGAGGUUCCUGCUGAUGUCUGUUGCCUGAACUACUCCGGCUCUGCCUUCAGCUCUGUGCGCUGGUCUGUGUUUACCAAUGAAACAAGUGUGGAGACACUGGACCUCUCCAACUGUAACAUCAGCUCUGUUGACAGUAAAGGCAAAGAGGUGUCUUCACUGCAGAGGGUUUUAUUGGCUCAUAAUAGACUGACUGAGUUGCCCCGGGAGUUUCUGGCCAACCAGCCCGGCCUGCUGGAGGUGGAUCUGAGCGGGAAUCUGCUCGAGGAGCUUCCUGAAGGCUUCCUUCAGGCCUCUGAAGGCCUCCAGAAGCUCUACCUGCAGGGGAACCAGCUGCGCGACCUCCCUGGAGCCGUACUGCAGAAACCCAGUCUUCAGAGGCUGGAGCUGGAUGGGAACCGCUGGGACUGCUCCUGUUUGUUACUGGGAGGCGUGGAGGCAGGCGGGCAGGCCAACAGGACCACCAGACUGCAGGAUCUGGUGGGGAACCUGACCUGCUCCUCUCCCCGACACCUGGCCGGCAGGACUGUCUUCUCGGUGAGGCUCAGCGACGUUUGCCGCCCGGCCGGCCUCACGGCGCUCUUCAUCGUGCUGCCCCUCCUCAUCCUCUCUGCCUUGCUGCUCUGCUGGUGCUGCGGGAGGAAGAGGAAGAAGAAAGAAACUCCUGUGUUCAGCAUCUCGAAGAAAAGGGCUCCCAGCUCCAGCUGCAACGGUCAGAAACAUCAACGCCACAAGCAGCUGCCGUCGGCCGCCGAGCCGAGCAAAGACUGCGGCAAAGAGGGCAUCCUGAAGAACCAGCUGCUGCUGCGCCCGGCCUCUGCCCUGCUGGGCAGCACCAGGGACAUCUAUGAAGAGGUGGAGAUCAAACUGGGCUCAGUGGAGUCUCUUCCCAGAGUCUCCUCACGCUGUUCCAGCUCCCAGGAGCCCGACGGGACCAGUAAGACAGAGCUGGACACAGUCAGCGUGACGGAAGUGAUGAAAGACUCAACAGACAGAGAGAAAGCUUACCUGACUCAGUCCACAGAGUACUACAGCCUGGUGCCGGGUAUCGAACUGGACGACUCGGACCACGGAGAGUAUGAGAACGUCGACCUCUCGUGACGUCAUCUUAAAGGAACAGUUUGACAUUUUGGGAAAUGAGCUUGUUUUAGUUCCAAGAAAUCUGUAAUGCUCACUUGUGUAAAAGCAUCACAAUGAUUUAAUAGGUCUUAAAAUUCAACUCCAGAGUUGGUACAGGUUUCUGUAUUUCUGUUUUUCUGUGGACAAGAACCACACAGUCCGGAUUGUUUCAGCCACUGAUUAGCUUUUUUAGAAAUACCUUAAAAAAACACAACAAAAGGGGGUUUUUUUGUACUAAAACUGUGAUUGCUCAUAAAUAAUAUAUUAUAUUCCAUUGUUAAAAAAUAUUUUCAGCAACCAGGGAGAUGUUAGUCAAGCUUGGAAUAAGGAGAAACAGUUAGCUUGGCUCUGUGUUAGGACUAAAUCAUCUGCAUAAAAAAGAUCAUAGUGAUUAUUUUUGAUGCAUGUUGCAAUUUGAGUCACGAUUUUACUGGAAAUUAUAAUUUUUUUCCUUUUUGGAAUUAAUAUUACAUCGACUCAUCAGAAUUUGUAUUUAAGAAAUCAUCUGUGAUUCAGUUUGGACCAAUCAAAAUAACAUUUGCAGAUAUCUCAUAUAUUAUAAAUAGUUCAUCACGCUGCCUCCUGUUGGAUUUUGGUCCAGUGAAGCAUUUGAGCAGCGUCAGCAGAAGUAAUGCUGUUAAAAGAUUGUUAAAAAAUGCUGUGAAAUAGGAGGAACUAAUCAGCGAGGAGUUUGUGGAGAACGAGAGCUUUGAUCGUCAGAGACUUGUGGUCAAAACUAACUAGAACUUUAGCUUCAGGCUGGUCUGAUAUGGUCAUGAACAGCUGGUCAUUUGCAGAUACAGUUCCAGAACCAUAGUAUGUUAAAACUUCAAGUCAUGACAUCUGUAGCUACAUGUUGGCGUGGCAGAAUUCCAGCUUAGGAUAUCCACGUCCGACUAAUUCAGACUUAAUUUAGGAUAUUUAAAAAGAACAAUGCAGACAACUUGAAUUGAGGGGAAUUAUAAGUAUCUGAAUUAGAAUUGCAGACAUCUACUAUUUACAUUUUAGAUACCUGCAGGUAAAUUGUGGAUAUCUGUGGUUAGAACACAUAAAUGGUAAAGGUGACAUCAUUUGUACUAGAAAAAAACAACAGUGUGGAAUAUCUGUAACAUUCUUUUUGACGAUCUAAAACUGAUUUGCUGAUAUCUGCAACACACAUCCAGCAGUUGGCAGUUGUGACCCUUAAAGGUCAGCACUGUUUUCAUUAACCAACAGCAUGAAUUAGUACGUCUAAAUUCACAAACUGUUGUCCCAUCCAUCCAUCCAUCUAUCCAACCAACCAACCAUUUUCUAUACACCGCUUAAUCCU
Molecule: messenger RNA, 2662 nt
Organism: Stegastes partitus (bicolor damselfish)
Lineage: Eukaryota; Metazoa; Chordata; Actinopteri; Pomacentridae
Product: leucine-rich repeat and transmembrane domain-containing protein 2
Exons: 2
Coding region: 130-1335 (401 amino acids)
Cellular component (GO): plasma membrane
Molecular function (GO): protein binding
Source: RefSeq, a predicted model, not a curated record